GAACAGGGUAGGAUCACCACAGGUAAGGCGAAGGAGGCGCGAGGGCGAACGAAAGCGCAGGGGGGUUUGAGGGUGGCUAUGGUGCGCGUGGCGAUGGCCAGUGGUUGCGCGGCACGACUUCUCAGCCCGGGAGCUGCCGUGGGCGGGGCACUACGAGCAGGCGUGCAUGCGCGCAGCAGCGCGAGUCGCGCGCACCUGGGCUGUUCGGGGGCGGUCUUCUUUUCACCGCUGAGAGCGCAGUUGAAAGUCCCCGCGCAUUUCACCGCCUCGAGACUGAACACAGCAGGUUGUUCCACCGCGCCACGUCGGACGGGCGUAGUGGCCAUGUCAGGUGCAGACUCUCCGCUCUUGGAAGAUGCUGCCAGUCUCAUAGACAGUGUGGAAACCUUCAUUUUUGACUGCGAUGGUGUCAUUUGGAAGGGAGACAAGUUGAUUGAGGGUGUGCCAGAGACUUUAGACUUCCUCAGAGCAAAGGGAAAGCGGCUUGUUUUCGUAACAAACAAUUCCACCAAGUCCCGAAAACAGUACGGGAAGAAGUUCUCGUCACUUGGGCUUGAAGUAGGCGAGGAAGAAAUAUUUUCGUCGUCAUUUGCAGCAGCAGCGUAUCUUCAGUCCAUCAAGUUUGACAAGAAGGUGUACGUCAUCGGUGAGGUUGGCAUUUUGGAGGAGUUUGAUCUAGCAGGAAUUGAAUAUAUUGGAGGGCCAGCAGAUGCAUCAAAGGCAAUUGAUCUCUCGCCUGGAGUUCUCUUAGAGCAUGACCAUGAUGUUGGGGCUGUGGUUGUUGGUUUCGAUCGGUACAUCAAUUACUACAAAAUCCAGUUUGGAAUCAAGAAGUCCCAGAUAUGCAUGGUGGGAGAUCGGCUCGAUACAGAUAUCUUGUUUGGCCAAGCAGGGGGGUGCCAGACACUUCUUGUCCUGUCAGGUGUCACAACUCUGGCUGAGCUUCAGAGUCCGAGCAAUACAAUCCAGCCGGGUCAGUACACCGACAAGCUCGCAGAUUUGCUGCGAGCCAAGCAGACUACGGCGAGCGUCUCUGCGUGAACGAAAUUAAGGUCUGAUUGACUUUGAUGGGUCACCGUGACGCCGCUUUUCCAUUCUGUCUCUUCUCUUCCCUUUGUGCAAGUACAAAAAUUUCAGAAUUUCUCAAGUCAAGUCCAUCAAGCAUUGAUGACUCUUCUGCCGCAGCCAGCUAUUCAAUUGCUUUCAUCGUCCGACCGCCCGAUGGGAUCGUACAGCCCGUAGGACCCCACCAACUGCUCAAAGCCUUAUUAACAUCCCCUUUCACUACUUUUUUUUAAAGUUUUUAUAAACUUCCACUAUUUUUAUCCGCUUUUUGAUACUUUUAUCCGCUUUUUGGGUAAGUUUUUGCUACUUUUAUCCGCUUGUACGCUUUCACUAUUUUUAUCUCCUUUUUUUUUUUCUUCGCUAUUUUGAAAUCUCUCUCCAAGCUUAUUGCACACUUGAUUAUCGUUUGAAGAAGGUUGAGUAAAAAAGUUUGAAAAACUUUUUGAAUAUCUGGAUAGAGUCCGAUAGACCUUUUUUUUGUCAGACUGUAUCCAGAGAUUCAAAACGUUUUUCAAACUUUUUCCUAAGAAGCAAGGAAGUGUGGUCAAGCUGUUGCAGAAGAUUCUCCGCAACUUGUAGCAACAACAUGAAAAUGGGUGUUGGGUUGAUUUUUAUGGAUUGGUCAUUUUGAUAGAGUGCUUUUCAGCGGAGUCUUUGAAAAUUGAAACUUUUUUUAGGGGGGGGGGGGGGGGGGUCUGAUGUUCGCCAACAAAAGCGUAUUACAAGUUAGCAGGAACAUUCAAUUUGAUGAUGAUAUAUGUUCUUCUUCGUCCUGCGGAGGACGAUUGAUCGUCUUCUUCGUCAUCCUUCAGAAGAUGGUCGUCUUCCUCAUUAUGCAGAGUACGAUCGUCUUCUUCACUAUGUAGAGAACGAUCGUCUUCUUGAUCCUCCUCUGGGCGACGAUCGUCUACUUCAUUCAACCUGCAGAGGAUUAUCGAAUCAACGGUGACGUUUGCAUUCAGGAACAUGAUGAUUCACUUCUGCUGUCAGCGGCAGCUCGCAGCCACAGCAGUCAUUUAUUUCUUCGCUGUGUAGCAGAUUUGGCAUUCGUUGACCCCUCCAGGGCAUCCGACGAGUCGAGAACAAAUUGGAACUCUCUUGCGGUUCAUGACCCCACCAGAUGCGAAUAUUCUGUGUGUACACUCACUCAUCCGUCGUCGACAGGUGGUCGGUUAGCAUUGGCUAGUGUUGGUUAGCACUAGUGGUUAGCAUUGGCUAGUGUUGGUUAGCACUAGUGGUUAGCACUAGUGGUUAGCAUUGGCUAGUGUUGGUUAGCACUAGUGGCUAGUGGUUAGCAUUGGCUAGUGUUGGUUAGCAAUUAGUGGUUACCAUACAUAUGAGGCAACUUCAAAUUGUUUCCUGUUCUGUAAUACCACCAUGCAAUGAUGCAAGUUCUUUUCUGUUCUGUAAUGCACAGUGCUAA
Chara braunii is the source of this 2488-nucleotide messenger RNA. Lineage: Eukaryota; Viridiplantae; Streptophyta; Charophyceae; Charales; Characeae. The record is from the annotation of a GenBank genome assembly.